Messenger RNA from Brassica oleracea var. oleracea, 1822 nucleotides. RefSeq names its product cation/calcium exchanger 5. NCBI's taxonomy places the organism in Eukaryota, Viridiplantae, Streptophyta, Magnoliopsida, Brassicales, Brassicaceae. Gene Ontology annotation, cellular component: membrane. The record is from RefSeq and is a predicted model, not a curated record. The transcript is spliced from 2 exons. Bases 114 to 1688 code for a protein of 524 amino acids. Gene Ontology annotation, molecular function: monoatomic cation transmembrane transporter activity. Gene Ontology annotation, biological process: transmembrane transport; monoatomic cation transport.
AUUUCACGCGGAAGAAAAAAAAAAAAAAAACUUUAUUGAGCAAUCAGAUCUCAUCGUCAACUUCAAAUCGGAAAGCUAACCGUCUCCGAUCUCACACACACCCAGUGAAUGGCAUGGAACUAAUCUCAUCUUCAACAAUCACAAACUCAGCUCUAUGCUUAACCCUAAUCUCCACCCUCACCUUCUUCCUCCUCCUCCUCCACACUCCACCCACUCCCACUCACCCUCAUCGCUCUCUCCUCUCCGCCUCCUCUCCUCCCGAUAAUGCCUACCUCUCCCUCCACUUCUGCGUCUUCAACCAAAACCUCCUCCUCACCAUCCCCUCCCUCUCCCUCCUCGUCCUCCUCCACUUCUACAUCCUCAUCACCACCGCGCAGGCCCACUUCUCAGUCGUCACCACCAAGCUCGCCGACCGACUCAGCCUCUCCCCCAGCAUGGCCGCCGUCACUCUCCUCGCCCUGGGCAACGGCGCCCCCGACGUGUUCGCCUCCGCCGCCGCCCUCCGCGGCGGACAGUACCGGACGGGGUUCGGGGCGAUCCUGUCGGCGGGAACCUUCGUCUCGGCUUUCGUGGUCGGGUUCGUGGCGAUCCACGCGGCGCCGUUUCAGGUCGAUGCGGCGUCGUUUGUGAGGGAUGUGAUGUUUUAUUUGGUGGGGGCGAGUUUCUUGUUCUAUGUGUAUUUGAGUGGGGAGAUAUUCGUGUGGCAGGCGGUUGGGUUCGUUGGGUUUUAUGUUUUCUUUGUUGGGUUUGUGUUUUGGAUGGAUUUUGGGAGUGGUGGUGUUGAGAAAGGGAAGGUUGUUAUCAGUGAGGAGGAGAAGGACUUUUUGAGAGUUGAGAUUGUUGGUGUUGGUGUUGGUGUUGGUGAGAGCUUUAAAGCUGAGAAAGAGAAUCGAUUUUCCCGAGUUUUGAGGCUUUAUGGGAAGAUAUCAAGAAUGUGGGAGACUCCUGUGUCAGUUCUUUUGUUGCUUACGAUCCCAAAAACGUCUCCUUCUGAAUGGUCCAGGUUCUACCGAUCUGCCAACAUUGUCUUCUGCCCUCUUGCCCUUCUGUACGCUUGCAACUCAUUUGUACCACUAAACCAUCCAAUCUCAUUCCUCUUCCCAAACACCCAUCUCCCACUCUGGCUCGUAGUUCUCUUCAUGACGUCUUCCCUCGCUUUCCUUCACUUCACAAUCGAAAAACAACCUCCCAAAACCGAGCAAAUGCCAGUCAUCAUCUUAGCUUUCGUAAUGAGCGUUUUCUGGAUAUCAACCAUCGCGGGUGAGCUCCUCAACUGCUUGGCUGCGCUUGGAACCCUCCUUGAACUGCCUCCGGCGCUCCUCGGCCUAACCGUUCUCGCUUGGGGAAACUCUGUCGGCGACCUUGUUGCUGACGUUGCAGUUGCAAAGGCGGGUCGACCAGCGAUGGCCAUGGCCGGUUGCUUUGCUGGUCCAAUGUUUAAUAUGCUUGUUGGACUUGGAACGGCCUUGGUGAUGCAGACGGCUAAUGUGUAUCCAAACGCUUAUGAACUUGGAUUCCAUGUUGGUAUUGUGAUCGCUUUCGUCUUCUUGUUGCUUAGUCUAAUGGGAUCACUGUUGGUUAUAACCUGGUCUAGAUUCCGAGUUCCGAGAUUCUGGGGGGUCUGUCUUGUAGGACUCUAUGUAGUCUUCACGUUUGUUAGUUUGAUCAUCGCCACGUUUUCAACCUGAGCACAUGCUGUGCUGGUUAUAUAAGCUUCACUAUUGUUGUUGUGAUUGUCUGUGAGGCAGAUUAGUAAAGGGUUGAUAGAUAGGUAAAAUUACAUGUGAAGAGCAAAGAAUAUGCAUAUGAUUUUUUGGGAUAA